Paraphaeosphaeria sporulosa is the source of this 2023-nucleotide messenger RNA. RefSeq lists its product as uncharacterized. The coding region runs from base 42 to 1829 and encodes 595 amino acids. NCBI's taxonomy places the organism in Eukaryota, Fungi, Ascomycota, Dothideomycetes, Pleosporales, Didymosphaeriaceae. The transcript is spliced from 2 exons. The record is from RefSeq and is a predicted model, not a curated record.
CUUACCGCCAACCGGAUGUGACAGCCGCAGCUGAUAGUAGCAUGCGACUAAUCGAUGUCGACACACUCGAGAUUAAGGCCUUCAGCGAGCAAGAUGUCCCGGACUACGCGAUCCUAUCGCACACGUGGGGGGCAGAUGAGGUUACGUUCCAAGAAAUGUCCCUAAUAACGCGUAUGAACUCCGUGUCACAAGCGUUCAGCAGUCAACGCUCGGACGACUCUCGAGAAGGAAAUGCGGGUAGAGUCUACGAAUCUGGAGCUGUAAUGGUAGCCAUGGAAAUGCUGGUGCAUGGCGGCUGGGGUGCUGGGACGAAUGUUCCAAAUACGAGCGAAGAGGCAUUGAUGAGAAGAGAGGGCUAUUGCAAGAUCAUUCAAUCAGCUAAAGAAGCCAAGAGUCUGGGUUACCAAUGGGUUUGGAUAGAUACAUGUUGCAUCGACAAAACCUCAAGUGCAGAGCUCCAGGAGUCGAUCAACUCUAUGUACAAGUGGUAUAAAGAGUCAUCGAUCUGUUUGGUAUAUCUGAACGACGUUGCGCCUAGCAUCGCAGCGACCAUAGAUACACAAGCCACAUUCGAGGCGGCAAGCAAUGCGUUCACAAACUCUCGCUGGAUCAGUAGAGGCUGGACUCUCCAAGAGCUUGUCGCUCCGACAGCACUGCGGUUCUAUUACCAGGAUUGGACCCUCAUGGGGGACAAGCGCGAAUUCCUUGAAGAGCUCUCCAAUGCGACCGGUAUACCCAUCUUCGUGCUGGACAAUGGCGAGCUAAGUGAGCUUUCUAUCGCUGAAAGGAUGUCGUGGGCUUCUUACAGGCAGACAACACGGAUCGAAGACAUGGCGUACUGUCUCCUAGGCAUUUUCGACAUCCAGAUGCCGCUUCUUUAUGGAGAAGGCGAAAAGGCCUUCAUCCGCCUCCAGGAGGAGAUCCUCAAAACGACCGACGACUACUCGCUCUUCGCCUGGCGAGUCGUGACCUCAGAUUCUGGCUCAGCUUCGAAGUCGGUUUACAGAGGUCUACUUGCACGCUCACCUCUCGAGUUCCGCCAUUGUAGUUCUGUAGAACGCGAGAAUACAACAUGUACCUUGCCCAUGAGCGCGACCGCCAUAGGACUACACCUCGAACUGGAAUUCCUCAACGACCCCAAAGAUAGAACACGCUUCUUGGUUUUGAUCCGCUGCAACAACUCCUUAAACCAGCGGCUUGCGAUUUACCUCAAAUGCAUCGACGGCGCUCACCAGUACGCUCGCGUCGAAGCGGGCUCCCUGAUACCCAUCGACAACUGGCCGACAGGCCAACCCCGUUCAAUAUACAUAAGACAGAAGCUAAAUAUCCCGCGCGACUUCUUCGCUAUCGAGAUGCGUUGCAUCCGGAUCCAACGCCGCUUCGAGCAUCACUCCGUGUCUCCAACAGUAAAGAUAUCCUCUGUCUUCCCGCCCUUAGCCUGGAACCCGCGGAUACACGAACUUUCAAUUCCCUCGACCACCCUCGAGUUCUUCGCAGUCCUGUUCCUACGUGCACAAUCGUCGCCGUAUGGAGCAUCUACGCACUUUCAAAUCGUCGUCGGGUUCAAUCGGAGGAACAAACAUUACUGGUGCAAAGCCAUGCAGAGGAGAUGGCCAGAUGUGAAUGUGGAUCCUUUGCGUUGGCAUGCAGCGAUCAGGAAGGCGUUACCAGUGGAAAUCAACGAUCCAAUGCUGAAAAACGACGUCAGGCACGAUAUCUUCGUUGUGGGAGAGAGUGGGAUGGGAAUCAAUGUUGAAGUGAGAGCGGGUUUGAGUGGGGACCAUAUAGGAUUGCAUCUUCUUGUCGACGGGUUUGUGAAGGGACCUUGAAGUGGAAGAUCUAAAAUACCAAGGCAACUAUGUAAGUAGUGCAAGACUUCUGCUGCUUGCUUGAUAGUUGCGCACUUGAUAGUCCUAUACAGGACUAAGUCACCCAUGGCUAUGCAAGCAUGCGCGGAGGUUAACAAAUUUGCGAAGCUCCCUUGCAGGCGUCCAGCUUCUUCUAUUGCACGCGAAUGUUGAAU